Ogataea polymorpha is the source of this 684-nucleotide messenger RNA. RefSeq lists its product as uncharacterized. Bases 13 to 630 code for a protein of 205 amino acids. The record is from RefSeq and is a predicted model, not a curated record. NCBI's taxonomy places the organism in Eukaryota, Fungi, Ascomycota, Pichiomycetes, Pichiales, Pichiaceae. The transcript has a single exon.
CCCCCUAUUAGCAUGAACUACCAGGAUAGAAGGACUCAUUUUGUUGUUGACCAGAACUUCUUGGAAACUAAAGUUCGUCAAUUCAAUAAGAUACUUGCCUGCAAAAGUCUGGAAACUUUGCUGAUUCCAGACUUCUUUUACAACUGGAAACCUUUUAUCGCAAUGAACCGAGAGGCCAAGAAUCAGCCGCAGCUAAACGGAGUUGAAUACCUCUAUACCGGGUGUGACUGUCAAAGAUGUAUUGAAACUCGGCAAUUGUUAUCCCAAUAUAUCGAAAAGCUGAGUUUUGGUAACAAAGACAUGUCUUCCACUUACAACUUUCUAGUUGGACUUCUGCAUACUCGUCUGACUAAAUUUGAGACCAGCUCCGGAUUGGAUAUCCUCAAUUAUCCUGUAUUGGACCCUAUCGAAGUCUCGCACUACGGCUACUUGGGCAUUGAUCUUUCAAGGAUGGUACAAUUGAUCUUAGAUAAUAUGCUUGAAGAUCUGAAUUUUGUCGUUCUAAAACUCCCAAAGCUAAAACUGCUCAGCCUUGGCGGUAUCCACAUAGCGAUUCAACGCACCAAAAACGAGAUAAAAAUGAAUGCUGUGCAAGAUGACUGGAGUUCAACACUGCGUCGAUCGACCUAAAUAUUUUUCAGAGUUUAUUUAUGUAUUUCUUAAUUAGGAAUAGUCUUAACGCUA